This is a messenger RNA of Amoebophrya sp. A120, 2555 nucleotides long. The record is from the annotation of a GenBank genome assembly. Lineage: Eukaryota; Dinophyceae; Syndiniales; Amoebophryaceae.
CCUUCUUCAGUUUUGUUGUAUUUUUUACCGUUGUUUUAUACCCUUUACGUGUUUUUCUGCUUGGUUCCUGAGCUAGUACUAUCACCAAGAGGCGGUUAUUUUCUCAUUGAUUUUUGACUCGUCAUACAUUCCGUCGAAUUCUUUUCACAACUCUAGAGAAAGGCUCGGGUACCGCCUAUUCUUUCCGCAAGCCACCGGUUUGUUGAGCCCAAGCCGAGCGCCUCUCGCCACUGCGGCGCGCCUGCGGUCCUCAAGGGACGCAAGCGGCGAGGAAGGAGGGACGACGAGAAGCUGCGGCUAGAGAAGUGGCGGUUUUUUUUGAGAAACACCGCACUUAUACCAAGCCCAGACCGUCGCAAAGAUGAAAUUCCGUCGUCCCACUACCCCCUCGGCGGCACUGCUGCUGCUCACGGCAAACGCCUCUGCGAUAAAAAUCGCGAAACAGAAGGAAUUUUUGUCCUCCACCGUGAGCACGUACGGUCCGGCGCACUGCGUGUCCGUGAGUCGCAACCCGCAAUCGGGCACUUGUGUGCUGGCGACGCACUGUCCCGAGAAUGUCAGCUUGGACAGCGUGGAGUUCGCUUUUACGUGUAAGAAGCCCGGUUUGCUGCAGAAGCACAGCUUUGGUAAGGGUGGUUUCGACUCCGUCGAGGAGUUUGACACCUCCGUGGCCUGCGACGUCUGCGGUCUGCCCCCAGAGCUCAACGCUAGUUUGAAAAAACUGUCGGCAGUUGCAGUAAAGCCGAAUGUGCAGGAGAAGGGGACGAGGGGCCCUGAAGGAGCUGCUGCUCGUACCUCAGCGAAGGGAGCUGCUGCGGAGGUUCGCCAGGUGAGUUGUGAAUUGCGAGAUCGUGUUUGUUCAAACCGGAUAGGAGUGUCAAUCUAUCAGGGCUACUAAGUAGCCAGAAAUGUAUUUGUAUAAUUACAAACACCCAAUCAUUCACUUCGAAUUGAUACCCGCUAAGAGGAUAAAAGUACUUCGCAUAUUUUCAGGCCGCCCCUGGAGCUGCUGCAGAUCCGCAACUUGUAUUGGUCAAGCAGAGCAAGGCGGAGCCCGCAGGCACAACAACUACGCAAGAGCUUCCGAAAGCGAGCGCCCUUUUGCCCGCACAACCUGCUAUCCCAGCGCAUUUCGCACAGACCGCGAACUUACCAGACAACGAUGAACGAGGGCUCGACCUUGUCAGCCUCGAUAGAGACGACGAGCGAGUAUAGGCUGAUUUGGACUUCUUGCGAAGGCGAAUGCGUUUCCGUUUGUUCAUGAUCGAAUUGGAAAUUUCCUCUGCAAAGAAGUUAGUAGGUCAACAACGGCAAUCUCUACUUCUUCAGGUUUCCUUCGGCCCCGGUAACUGUAUCUCAACUUGGUUGAUGAAGGACGCAACGGCCGGAAGUGCGGCUGGGUCGGCAGAAACUGUCGCAACGCCGGUAUAGUAGUUCUUGACGGCUUGUUGCUUUUUCCCUGACGCUACGACUUUUUCCGUACUACACGGGAGGAACAUAGCACGACCAGGAGUACUAGAUUGAAAGAAGUGACAUUCAUUUCCAAAAUUAUCAGGAUGGCGGCGAAGCUGCCCUCGUUCCGGACGGAGAGAAAGGGGUCUGCGUCAUGAAAACGAAUUGUGCCGCGGUCGACCCCGCUGCGUUCGAAGCCUACCCGGUCGGCGUGAUCGCCACCGAUAAGACCGGCACCCCGGUGCGGCACCUGUUUGGGCCGAACAGCUUUGACAAGAUCGAGGAAUUUAACACGCUAAUUCGGGCCUCCGCCUGUUUUGGGCUGGACGAAACUAGCGAAGCCGUCACGCUGGAGGGAGAAGUCAAGGUUCUGUCGAAGCAAUUGGCAGACCUGAAGACACAGGUGGGCUCGCUGGGAACCGCGGUAAGCAAGUAUGUCGGAAAGUUUUUUUUUCAGGAAAUUGUGCCACCGUCGCGUAGUUCUGUUCUUCCAAAGGAAAAAAAUAUUAUGCAGAAAUUUCAAAUUUCUAAACUACACAGCAAGCGGCGACCACUGCCCAACUCAUUGCGGAAGACAAGGAAAUCAAACUAGUCGAAGGCAGCCGAAGAAACGAGCAGAAAGAAGUCGACAGCAUGCGACGGGAGGAGGACAGCAGGGCAGAGGAGGAACAAGAACAGGACGAAGAGGUAUGGUGAUAGGGUUUUAGGAGUUUGAAAAUGUUGAUCUGUUUUCAUCUGUGUAGCUCGCGUUUGAAUGAGAAAAUUCCUAAGAAUGGCUGAUGGCGCGCACCUUUCUGAAACAGGAACAAGCACGGUACGAGCAGCAGAGGCAAGCGGAGGAAGAGGACCGUGAGCGGCGCAUGGAUGACCAGCAGGAUGACGACAACAGCUUGCCGGCCGACUGGCAGCCCUCACAACAGUAACUCUCUCCUCACAGUACAAGGUCACCAUGGGAGCUUGUAUCUGCGAGAGCAUUAUGCCACUAUAUCCACUAGCAGCUUCAAAAAACUAAAACUCGAGUUUCGUGUAGAAUAGUUUCAGUCUUUUUUCCGUCUUGAUUGAGGUCAUUCGAGUUUCACCCACGACGAAGUAGUCGAGCGCUC